UUAAGGACGAACACAUUAUCCUGGAGCUCUUUUACUGUUACAUUACAGGGGAUAGUUUAGGAUGGAUGGAAAGCUGUCUGAAGAAAAGGUGAAGUGUUUACAGGCCCCGUGGAGGUUUUCCCUCCGGACCGCUGGGUUUGAAGACAGGCUACUGACGGCUCUUGAGCUCUUCGAGCGAUUUCCUUUAGACAUAACAGUGACUGGAGGAACCCCUGAUGCCAAUGCCCAGCUCGCCUCUGCCGUCUGUGGGCUCGACAUGACCCAGGAGACAGAAGAAGAGGAUUUGACAGGUAAUGAUGAUGAGGAGGAGGAGGAGGAGGAGGAGGACGAAGAAGAUGAGGAAGACUGGGAGGAAGACGAAGAAGCAGAUGAAGAAGAUGACAUACAGCCUCCGAAAGAUGCUAAACGCCAGAGCAGCAGAAGAAAACGAGUACGGAUAGCGGAACAUUCUGAAUAUAUCGGCUGGGGCGUUCCUGAUUUUGAGUCGAUGCUUUCGCACAGUCGAAUCUCCAAUGUUCGCGUCAGGACCGUGCAGGACCAUCCGAUUUCUAAUUCGGUUAUUAAGACGAACAGCAAGUUGUAUGACUCCACACAUUUUGAUGUUCUGGUGGUCCUCACGACAGAAGAACGCAAGGAGGACCACAUGUGGCUCAAGAUGGAGCUGCACGACAGAGAUAAGCCUUUCUUUCUGGUGAACGCUGAGAAGGUGUGGGACGUGGUCGAGGAAAAACCCUCAGGGCCGUGCAUGACCUGUGCUUGGGAGAGAAUGAGGACUCGUAAUCUGGAGUUGCAGAAGAGGAGGAAAGAAGCGUUCGGAGAGUCGGCUGAAGCAACAGAUAGCCAGAGUCCUUCAAAUACAUCAGACGCAUCCGAGUUUGUGGAGAUGAAGGAUAUCGGUGAGGUGUUUGCUAAAGCCCUGCCUGACCUGAAGAAAAAGGCAUUUAGUCAGUUCUUGGUGGCGAUCACGAGGGAGCUUCGGAUUCCUAAAUUCAUUGCUGAUGAAACCCAAGUGGUGGUGUCCACCUCUUUAAAGUAUCGGAAGAUAAACCAAGAAGACCUCAACUUGAUCUCCAAGCUGUCACAGCCUAGAGAUGUCACAGACCAUCCCUCCAAGCUUCUGGCAAUCCUUACAUCUCUCGAUGACUUCCGUCUGGAUAUCGGUGUGUUGGGCGAGACGGGCUGUGGUAGCUCCAGCCUGGUCAAUGCUCUCUUGGCCAUUAAGAACAACGAGGAACAAUCUGCCCCAACUGGUGUCAUUGAAACUACCAAAGAGCCUACAGAAUAUCCCUACCCUGUGCUCCCCAAUAUCUCUCUUUGGGACCUUCCUGGCCUUGGAAAAAUAGGUGGUCUUGAUAGCCAACCUUCUGCAUCCGGCUUCAACCCAGCUCAGCUUGUAGCUUCCAUGUUUCCAUGUGAUGUGUACAUACUGCUGUCUCCUUUAAGACUUAGAUUGGGAAUCAUACAGUUAAUGCAGCAGUUGUCAUCACUGGGGAAAGAGUAUUACCUGGUGAUCUCCAUGGCUGAUUUGAUUGAGGAAACGUUUGUUGGGCAGGUCAGGGAAUGGGCUGAGGGAGUCUUGGGGGAAAUGGGUCUCCGGCAGAACUUGUUUCUGGUUUCUGCCCAGCAUCCGGAAACCUUGGACUUCCCCAAGCUUAAAGAGAUGCUUAACAAAGCCAUACCAAGCCAUAAGAAAGUCGCUCUUGUCAGAUAUGCAGCAAAGCUACUGGAUCAAGAUGUGUUUUGGAAAAGAUCAGAUUCUUGCAAAUUUAUGUAAAUUUGAAGAAUAAUGUUGCACCAACAAAAAGUACAUUGGUAUUGGGCAUGUAAAUUAUACAAUAUGUUUAUCAUUCAGCUUCAUAGCAUAUACAAAAGUAUUUACAACUAUUUUUGUGUAGACCCCUUAAAAUUCUUUCAUUAGAUUAAAUGAAAAAAGAAACAAAGCAAUAUAUUUGCGCAUUUGUCGAGAGCAUGUUACAUUAGGGAGGUUUUUUGUUUGACUAAGGCUAAGCAUCACUCUUUAAACAUGUUGAUAUACUUUCAUGACAGCCACACUGCUCUGAGUCAGACACACUCGCAUGUGUGUGUUUGCAUGUGCUGUUCUUAAUACUAUUGUUGUUUUUUGUGAUUACACCACAUUCCUGUUAGCAUUAUUUAGUUUACUGUCUUACAGGUGUUAACCGAAGACGUUUCAGAUGUCAUGCAUUGAGAUUGAAGUGUUUACUGAAAUGGAAGUGUCUAGUGUCUGGAUGUGGGUAACAUGUUGGGAUAGUCAUGCCUGCAUCAUGAAAACCACUUUAAAAUAACAUGCAUGGGAUAUUAUGACAUUGUGUACAUAUAAGGGACAAGUAUGCUGAGUGGAUUUCAGCUUGUUGCUGUGGAGUUGCUAGGUAAUUGUGGUGGUUGCUAGGGCAUUGCUUUGGAGUUGCUAUAGCUGUUCUGAGUAGUUUUUAGCUUGUUGCUAUGUGGUUGCUAGGGUGUGCUGAAUAGUUGCUUACUGGCCCAAGUAUACAGAGCCAAUCCAAAAAAGAUACUGUGGUCCCUCUUUAAUAUACAUUAUUGCUCAAACGUUUAGGGUCACUUAAGUGUUUCUGAAGAUCUUGAAACCUUUUGAUCUGAAGGUGUAUGUUUAAAUUGUUUAUUUCAUUAAAAACAUAUUUUUAAAUAU
Triplophysa rosa is the source of this 2665-nucleotide messenger RNA. RefSeq lists its product as uncharacterized. Lineage: Eukaryota; Metazoa; Chordata; Actinopteri; Cypriniformes; Nemacheilidae. The record is from RefSeq and is a predicted model, not a curated record. Bases 62 to 1774 code for a protein of 570 amino acids. Gene Ontology annotation, molecular function: GTP binding. Gene Ontology annotation, cellular component: membrane. The transcript has 3 exons.